AUGACAUUGAGCUAUGGAAUUGGUCAUCAACUCGAAGUUGAUGGACUUCCAAAGCGUCCACACGAGACAAAACGUCUUUAUUACAGUAACUAUGGUCCCUCCUCCUCCUCUCCCAUGUUAUUCAUUGGUUUUUCAGAUGCUACAUUACGUCGUUACGUGAUUGAUAAACGUCGAGGUUGUAUUCGUUGGGAAGCAGAUUAUAAGCGAUUUUAUCACACUUGUUGUCGAUUUUUACAUCAGUGGGGUGUUUUUGUAACGGCAGUGGAUCAUCAAGUGAAACUCUAUGAUCUUCCAUUGCGUAAUCAUGCACAUUCUGUGACUAGGGAGGAGUUAAAAGAGACGAUACUCUUUGCAGCACAUGAAGAGACCAAGAGACUUUGUGUCUUGAUCAAAUCCAAUACCCUAAAGGUCUUUGAUUGGACAAUUAAUCGAAUGCUUGAAGUACGAGCACAAUAUGAACUACAGACGAUAAUUCUAUCCGUUCGACAAUUAAUUAUGCUGAGUGCAAAUCACGUGUUUCUGCAAGGAAAGAAUCAGUGGGUGAUUCUUCAUUUAGACAAUGGAAAAGUCGUGCAUGUGUCGGAGAAUGUAAGAAAUACAAUCAAUAAUGCUCUUGAAGGAAUACAUCCAGUUUGUGAUGCAAUACCAUUACCUAGUCGGUCUUUAGCUCGACGACAACAACACGUGAUGGAGUUGUUACUAUGUGGUAAACGUCGUGGAGUGAUGUUAUCAAUUAAUGAAGAAAGUGAAUCACUGGAUGAAGAAAUAGAUGGUUAUGGAGCUUUUGAGAAUGAGGAUGAUGAUGAUGAUGAUGUAGAUAUGUUGGACGAUAGAAGCACAGGGGGUAAAGCACUUGAUCUAUUGACUUGCCAACUAACUGUAAGGGUGGAGAGAAUCAUUGAAUACAAUGCAGCCCCGCGUGAUGUGCAUUAUCAUCAUCCAUUCUUACUGCUAGACCAGGCGGAACAAAUUGCAGUGUACAACUUUGGCUCGUUGGAAUUGGUCCAGACAAUUCCAGUGAAAAUGCCUUAUGGUAUGUGUACUGUCAGCAAUGUGGCUUCUGCGACUGUGGGAUCGAGUGCAAAUCGAUUGCAGUUUCGACAUGACCAACCUGCGACUUUGUUCACUGUAUCUCCGUCCUUUGAGGUUCAAGCUCACCAAAUGCUUCCAAUUGCGCAGCAAGUUGCUGAGUCUUUGGGAAAUCGCCGCUUGGAAGAUGCAGUGGCGCUUUGCAAACUUUGCCCGGAGGAGAGUCCACUCAGUGUCGCUGAUCAACAGAAAUUGUAUGCUGACUAUGGCUUCAAACUGUUUAAAUUGGCGCGGAGGCAGGAAGCGAUGAAUUAUUUGUUCGAAAGUAAUAUUGAUGUUAUGGAGGUACUGCUACUUUUUCCACGGAACCUACUUCCUCGCAAGGCCAGCGCUCUACGCAAAGAAAACAGCAACAACAAUAAAGAAUCAGUUUUCGAGGGCAAUGAUUUAGUAAAGAGCUUGUUAGCUCUCAUCGGGUUCUUACGCCGUAAACGAAACGCUUGUUUACAUCAGGAUGAAGAAUUGUCAGCUUCUGGAACAUGUACUCAUCGCAGCCCUGGACCUAAUGAAGAGCGUGCACUCGAGCUAAUUGAUACCAUGCUAGUCAAAUGUCUCGUUGUGGUGUCUGAAAAGGCCGAGUAUGCAGAGCGCGCUAAGCAUGCACUGCUACAGGUCGUAACUGGACAAAAUUGGUGCGAAAUUAGCGAAGCUGAGAUUUUUCUCCGAGCCCAUCGACAGUUUAAGGUGCUACUGGCAUUUUACUCUGCUCGCAAGUUGCAUCGUAAGGCGCUGGAGCUGCUCGAAGAUCUUGAGCGCAGCGCGGCAUCCGCUGCUACUCUCUCCGAAAAGAACGAAACAGGUCAAAAAGUGAAUGAAUCACCUAGUUCGGAGGAUCUGCAAACAUCGCAUGACUAUAUGGUACUUAUUGCACAGUAUCUUCGCACAUUGGGCAAAAAGCAUGCAGAACUGGUUUUUGAAUUUUCACGACGCGUCUUGUCCGUCAAUCCUACGCUUGGACUCUCAAUCUUUACACAGCGCGAAGUACCCAGCUCAAAAACAGAUAUCGAUUCAGCUGCAGUACUUCAGCACCUUAAGAGCUGUACUAUCGCGAUUUCAAGCACUGACUGGACUCUGUCGGAAAAAGAUGUCGACGACAUAGCGAAAUCCAGUCUGCCAUUGAUCAGCAGCCAAAUGCUGGCAAUCGAGUAUCUUACACAACUUAUCUAUGAAGGGACGCGCCAACUGACACCGCGGUUGCAUGACGAAGUAGUGUACUUGUUAUUGGAUUUGAUCCAGGCCAAGGCACAGCAGAAUCAAAGACUCACUAGUCGUGUGGAAGCACAACGUGAUGCGAUUGGACUUUUACGUCGCAAGCUGCUACAGUUUCUUGAUUUUCCUGGAGCUGUUUAUCACCCAGAACGAAUGUUAAGUCGUACACCUGUUGAAAUGGUGGACGAACGCGCGGCGCUCCUUUCGAAACUCGGACGUCAUCAUGAAGUACUUCAACUGUAUGCUCUGGAAUUAGAGGACGCUGCUUUGGCAGAGGCGUAUUGCAACCGAUGCUACGAAUCAAUGACGGCUGACUCAUCUAUCUACUCAACGCUGCUGAAAAUUUACUUGCACCCACAAUGCCGCACAGGCAGGACAGCAUCCGGAAUGGCGUCGCCCGCCAUCAGCUCCCGACCAAAAUCUUCAAGCUCUGACUUGCAGAGUGGGGCUGUAGAUGCUGCCAUUAAUUUGCUGAACCAAUACGCUGAGCGGAUUGAUGUAUCUACAGCUCUUGAGCUUUUGCCAGCUAAUGUACCUGCUGCACCUUUGGCAACGUUCUUUCGUCGUGUUCUUGAAUGCCAGGUCCAGCGUUUUCGCAAUGGACAAGUAAAGAGGCAGCUUUCAAAGAUGGAGAAUUUCAAGGUUCGAGAGCAGCUUUCUAUGAAGCGUAAAGGAUCCGUCACAGUGUGGUCGUCACAAUGCUGCCAGUUUUGUGGCAAAAAGCUUGGAGUUGGCACAUUUGUGCGCUUACCGACUGGAACCUUACUGCAUUAUUCCUGUCAGCCGUUACCGUAG
Molecule: messenger RNA, 3093 nt
Organism: Peronospora belbahrii
Lineage: Eukaryota; Oomycota; Peronosporomycetes; Peronosporales; Peronosporaceae
Source: the annotation of a GenBank genome assembly